Messenger RNA from Microplitis mediator, 5542 nucleotides. It is a transcript of the gene Dfd, whose product is annotated as homeobox protein Hox-A4-like. The transcript has 2 exons. Gene Ontology annotation, molecular function: DNA-binding transcription factor activity, RNA polymerase II-specific; RNA polymerase II cis-regulatory region sequence-specific DNA binding. Gene Ontology annotation, cellular component: nucleus. NCBI's taxonomy places the organism in Eukaryota, Metazoa, Arthropoda, Insecta, Hymenoptera, Braconidae. The record is from RefSeq and is a predicted model, not a curated record. Gene Ontology annotation, biological process: regulation of transcription by RNA polymerase II; anterior/posterior pattern specification. The coding region runs from base 1135 to 2673 and encodes 512 amino acids.
AUUUUAUUAUAGACUAAUUUGAAUAAUUAAAAUUACCAAAAUUAUAAUACCUGAUUACUGGUGGAUUCAAAAUGAAACCAUAAAUUUGUAGGCGUGCUCGAAAUUAUAAAAAAAUCGUAGAUGUGACUGGAAGUAACCAUAGGGAUACUGGUCCAGCGCCCUCAGAACAGGGGUUGGCUGUACAUUCUACAAAGGGUGGGGAAUAAACUUAAAAGAGGGGAGAGCUUACGUCAGCUAGAAGAGACAUUGUAUAUGCUACCAUCUGAGUAUACUGGAGGGAGAGCAGUAACCAAGCCGGGUUGUCAUCCAAGUCUGUGUUUAAGCCCCGAGUUUGCUUGUACGAAUCUUGAUAGUUUAUGAUGGGCAAUAGUGGAAAUAUAAAAGUAUACUUUUAACUAAAGUGCAACAAUCGGAACAAAAAAUUGUUAUUAUUUGUGUGACUGAAAAUAAAAUAUGAAAAUGUAUUUAUCCGAUUUCGAAAUGUGUUAAGUUGAAAUUAAUCACUAAUUGUUUACUUUAAAAGUAAUUAAACUCAUAAUUAAUUUUUUUAUUUUAAUUAAAACUAUACAAUGUGUAAGGACUAGUUUAUGUAUGUUGCAAUCGAAUAACCCGAGGUUUCUAAAGAAGUUGUUGCACCUGCCGCAACAGCGCUGAGGCGCCACUUCUGAACUGCAUGCGUGCCAGUUAUCCAUCAUGGUUGCAGACGUAACUUUAUCCUUAUUGGUUGAAUGUGAUCACGUGGUAUGGUAAUUGGUGUUCAGUGGGCGGGAACCGACUGGCUUCAUGUGGCGUUCACUACAUGUACGAAGUUGCGGGGAUUACGGUGUGGAAGAUCGUAAACUAACCGAUGAGGAGUUACUGGAAUGAGUGACUGCAUUUAGUGAUUUUUAUCACCAAUAUUUACAUGAGUGUAUAUUAAACAAUAAAUAUUUAAUACACUACAGGAUAAAAAUACGUUUAUAGUGAAAUAAUGACUCAUAGUGUUGUGUUGUGCUAUAAUAUGUAAAAAGUAAAAAACUGUGUUUUAGUACGUAUUCUAUUUGGUAGAAUUUUUAAAUGAAAGGUAUAGGUUUUGCUUCAAGUUAAUAAUUGCUUGUGACUAGAAUUUAAGUGUUAAAAUAAUUGUUACUGAUAAUGAAUACAUUUAUGAUGAAUCCAACGACCGGCAAUGGAUAUCAUCAGCAACAUCAGCAGCCUUCUGUACAUCACAUAACUGGAACUUUUGUUGUUGACCCGAAAUUCCCCCCCAGUGAAGAAUACAGUCAAAGUAAUUACAUCCCUUCACCUGGAGGAGACUUUUUUGGUAGUAAUCAUCAUUUAAAUCAUCCCCAGACCAAUCAGUUGCAGUAUGGUUAUCACCAGCAUCACCACCAGGCAACAUCGACUCCUUAUGGAACGGCAUCUGCUGUGCCACUAAAUGGCGGAUAUCCAGGAUAUGGCGGAUAUUAUAGUCCGCACCAUCCUCACCAUCAAGUACAUACAGUUCAUCAUGCAAAUCUUCACCCUCAUCAUCAUGGUAUUGGUGCUCUAGCUAUGCCGCCAGAGGCACAACAACCACCGCUAACUUGUUCAACUUCCUUACAAUCUCAACAACCACAGCAACCGCAGCAGCGGCCUUUAUCUUCCAGUAUUUUAGAAGCUUCGAAUUCGUCGCCUUCUAUUCUGUCUAGUCAUAUACAAACUUCUGAUACUCAACAACAUCCGCAGCAUUUACAACAGUCGCAAUCCCAACAAUCCCAGCAGCAACAACAUGAAAACAAUUCGUGUAGUCCGACGAGACCAGGGUCUCUCCUUCGGGAUUCUUCGCCGGAUUUACAACCGACGCACCACCACCAGGGUCUUGUUCCAAGUUCUCAGCAGCAUCUUACUGAUGAUAAUUCUGAUCUAGAAGAGAUGGAUCAGGAUGAUCCUACAACUGAUGGAUCUCGUGGUGAUGAGGAUGAAGAUGAUGAUGACAAUAAAGACAAGCGAAAGAUUUUCCCCUGGAUGAAGAAAAUUCACGUUGCUGGUGUUCCGAAUGGAACUUAUCAACCUGGAGUGGAAAUAAAAAGACAAAGAACAGCAUAUACAAGGCAUCAAAUUUUAGAACUUGAAAAAGAAUUCCAUUACAAUCGGUACUUGACGAGACGACGACGCAUUGAAAUAGCUCAUUUGCUAGUUUUAUCUGAACGUCAAAUAAAAAUUUGGUUCCAAAACAGACGCAUGAAAUGGAAAAAGGACCAUAAGUUGCCGAAUACAAAAAACGUCAGGCGAAAAAAUGGUUGUGGACAAGUUCAACCAUCAAAACUCUCAAAAGGCUCUGGAAGUCGGUCGAAAUCCAUUAGUGGGAAUAACAACAGUCAUAGAAAACUAAACAAUCUUUCUCCAAUGAGUGGAAUCGACAGCAGCCUUGAUAGCUUAGAUAUAAAAGAUGUUCAUGGAGUCAAUGCUGGUCUUCCUCACCCACAUUCAUCACAUUCAAGUUUUCAAGGACACUCACAUCCACUGAAUCAUCUUCAGGCACAGUUAAAUCGUCAGCAAAUAAGUGGAAUGAUAGAGAGUACUGGUGGUUCAUUAGUGCAUAUUAAUCCUGAAAAUAUUAGCCCUCUUGCACCUGCUAACAGUUCUCCAGAUUUAUCUGUGACAGUACCGCCACCAUCGAUAAAAUCGGAUUAUGAGUUUACAUCUCUGUAACAUCAAAUAAUAUAAGACUGCAAUCGUUGCAUUUGAAGUAUGAUAACUUUAUUAAUGUUAACGAUUUAAAUCACAGUAAGGAUUUCAUUAGUGAGUACAUAAUUAUUUAGAGUAUUUAGAAACACCGGUUAUUUGGUUAUUUAAAAUAAGUUAUUUAUUGAGUAUUCACUUUUAUAACAUAUUAUAAAAGUCUGGUUUAAAAAUUUAUAAUAUGACGCAUUUUACGUCAAGUCGACUAACCUUUUUAAUUGAUCUUUUGUGACUUUGGUAGUUUCUUGGUAUGUUUUCGAAGCUGUUGAAUAGAACUUAUGUAUUCGAAAAUUCGAACUAUUCGCAAAUAUUCGAGUAUUUUGAAUUCAGAGUUUGUUAUGUUCGAUAUUCAAAUAUGAAAUCAACAAUUAAUAUACAUUUUAUUUAAACCAUGAAAUGUAAUUACACGAAUAGAAAAAUUAGUGUGAAAAUUUGCUACUAAUUUUUGUCCAAACGGAAAUUAAUAAUUAUAAAAACCAAAAUGAUUUGAAAAGAUAUCUUGCCAAUAUUAGUAUCUAGAUUUUUUAUGUUACUGAUAGAGAUUAACAUACAUUGAAAUUGAGCAAUUGUUUUCUUCGGGUAAUUGAUUUCUAAUUGAAAUGUAUAUUAUUCGUAAGUAGAAUAUUUUAAUACACGAUGCAAUCGAAUUCAGAUUGGAAACAAUAGACAAUCCAGUGAUAUUUCAAUAAUUUGCGAAUUGUUCGAAAUUUUUCGAAUUAUUCGUCGAAUGUCGAAUAAUUCGAAAAUUCGAAUUAUUUAAUUUGAAUUUCAAAUCGAAUAUUAAGAUUCGAUUCGAACGAUAUUCGUACAUCCCUAGAAAAUAUACAAAAAUUAAUUAAGUCAAUAAUUGUCGAUUAAAAAAGUUAGUUCACUUGACAUCUCUAUCAAAAAUCUAUGUGGGAUUUUAUUCGAAUCCAUGAAAAUCUAUGUAAGAAAUUAUGAAUUUAUAUAGGAAUUUAUGUAGUAAAUUGUCGAUAUGUUGAUGGAUUUAAAGGAAUCCAUGUGCAAGUCCGUAAAUAGGAAUUUAUGCUGGAUUUUCACACUUUUUUGAUAGAGAUGAAAUGCCUCAUAUCUAUGAAUUGAAUAUCUAUCUAUGAAUUGAAAUUGCUCGCAAAUAUGUAACAGAGGUCGAAGCUCGACGAAGUACCUAAGCCAGUAAAAGUCAAUGUAAAAAAAACAAAAAAAUUUAUAAACUAGCUGUACUAUAACUUCUAAGAAACUUCUGUUUGCAAUAGUAAUUAAAUAUUCAGCCAAAGCAGUCUUGAACAUUUUGCAAAAAAAAUUGUUAUCCAAUUUUCUAUUCAUUGGAAAACUAUUUGGCAUAAAAUGAUGAAAGUUGAACAAUUGGGACAUAUUAAUUGCACCGACAUAUCCCAAAAAUACAAAUAAGAUACGCACACCGCAUGCCAUUUAUUUUAGGUGCUGAAUUGUGCUUCGAUCUCCACUAUCUGGCGUAGGAAAUUUCAAAACCAAAUUUUCGAUAGAAAAAAAAAUAAAUAAAAAAAAAAUUCAAGAGUCAAUUCAUGUAAGUAUAAUAAUAUAGAGUUAUGCUUGAAUCAAUGAAUCUUGAUCGUAAAUUUAAUUUGACCAUUUCGACCGUAAGAAUGCAUACUCAGAAUCAUGUGAUUUUAAAACCACUUUGAAAUUGUUACACGGAGAGAAUUUUAUGAUAACAGUUACAAUAUAUUGUGGGAAUGGUUCCCAUAAUGCAUGGUAACCGGUUUUUUUGGAAUGUUGAUUAUAGGAACGGCACCCAUAUAUAUAAUAGUUAUCAUUACUAUAAUAUUAUAGUAAUCGUUACCAUAAUAUUAUGGUAACCGUUACCAUAACAUUAUGGUAACCGUUACCAUAACAUUAUGGUAAUGGUUACUAUAUAUUAUGGUAAUCGUGACCAUAUAAUAUGGUGACCAUAAUAUUAUUGUAAUCGUUACCACAAUAUUAUGGUAACCAUUACCAUAAGAUUAUGGUAAUGGUUAGCAUAAUGUUAUAGUAAUGGUUCCUAUAAUAUUAUGGUUACCAUAAUGAUAUGGUAAUGGUUACCAAAAUGUUAUAGGAACCAUUACUAUAACAUUAUGGUAACCAUGACCAUAUCAUUAUGGUAACCAUUACCAUAUAUAUGGUAAUGGUUACUCUAUAUUAUGGUAACGAUUACCAUAAUGUAUGGUAACCAUUACCAUAUUAUUAUAGUUACGUUUACCAUAGUAUAAUGGGAACGAUUACCAUAAUAUUAUGGUAAUCAUUAACAUAAUUCUUUAAGAUGCGAUAUGGGAACUGUUACCAUAAUGAUGGUAAUUUUCCCCAUACUUAUCGGAACUUUUCCCAGAAAGUAUAGGCUUAUAUCCCAUAAUUCCAAGUAAUCAUUACCAUACCUGUAUAGGAUAAUAUUUCAUAAACGUACUAGGAACAGUUACCAUGAACUCCUCUCCGUGUAGUUUGCCAAUAAAAAUACAUUGUGAACAAUAAUAUAUUUGUAAAAUAAAAAAAAAAGGAUGCCAGUGAAAUUGAAUAAAACGAUAGAAAAGAAGAUUUUAAUACAUGUAAUCGGUUAAAUUUUUUUUUAAGCUCUAAUCAAACACUUAAAUUUUUAUUAAAAUGUGCCAUUUUGCUGAAAAUGUCUAAUGAAAAAUUUAUUAAGUAGGCCAGUUAAAAGAUUGAAAGCAGCAUACCUAAGUUUUAGUAAUAAAGAUAACAAUUGUAAUUUCUUGUGUAAAUUUAUAUUAAAUAAAACAUUGUAUAUAAGACUUUCACUAUUUUUAUGAUAUAAUAGCAAUAUGUUUAUUUAUAUUUAUGAAAAUUAGAAUUAAAAAUGAUUGUGUGGUUAAAAAAAAUAAAAAAGAUA